AUGGCGAUCUCGAGGCUGGUCUGGGCCCUGGCGGCGCUGGCUGCUGGCGCGGCGGCGGCGAGCCACAAGGACGUGGCGGUGAGAGUCUCGAAGAAAGUGGAAAACGGCGGGGGCUCCCGGGGCACGGUGGUCUGCUACUACCAGACGUGGGCGUACAAGCGACCCGAGCCGAUGAAGUACGACAUCGAAGACAUCCCCGUGGACCUGUGCUCGCACCUCAUUUACUCCUUCGUGGGCCUCGACAACAAAACCUGGACCGUCAACAACAUCGACGAGGACUUCGACAACAAGCAAGACGGAUUGCGUCGAUUCGUGGGCCUCAAGAAGAAGCAUCCUCAUCUGAAGACUCUCCUCGCCAUUGGCGGCUGGGACGAGGGCGGCAAGAAGUACUCCGAGAUGGUGAGCGACAAGGCCAAGAGGAAGACCUUCGUCAAGAGCGCCCUCGAAUGGGUGCUCAAGUACAGCUUCGACGGCUUCGACCUGGACUGGGAGUAUCCGGGGGCGUCAGACAGGCAGGGCAAGUACUCGGACAAGGAGAACUUCCUCGAGCUGGUCAAGGAGAUUCGGGUAGCCUUCGACGAACACAAGCUCCUGCUGACCUGCGCCGUACCUGUCGCCAAGUUCAGGCUUGACGAGGGAUACGAGGUCGAACAGCUGGCCAAGCUCUUCGACCACAUUCACGUCAUGUCGUACGACCUUCGCGGAAACUGGGCUGGAUUCGCCGAUGUGCACAGUCCUCUGUUCAAGCGGCCGUUUGACCAGUGGGCUUACGAGAAACUCAAUGUCGAUGACGGCCUCAAACUGUGGGUGAGUCGCGGGGCUCCGAAGCACAAGCUCAUCGUGGGCAUCCCCCUGUACGGCCGCACCUACACUCUGGGCAGCAAGGAGAACCACGGGCUGCGCGCACCCAUCGUCCAGUGGGUCGAGGGAGGAACCCCGGGAGAGUUCACCAAUGCGACCGGGUUCCAGGCAUACUUUGAGGUGUGCAAGAACGUGAAGGAAAACGGGUGGACGAGGCGUUGGGAUAAAGAUGGCCGCUGUCCAUACGCUUUCAAGGACAACCAGUGGGUCGGCUACGAGGACGAGGAGAGUGUGGCUAUCAAGAUGAAGUACAUCAAGGAGCAGGGCUACGGCGGUGCCAUGGUGUGGGCGGUCGACAUGGACGACUACCGCGGAGAUUGCGGCCGCAAGAACGCGCUCAUGACUAUCAUCCACGAGUCCGUCAAAGACUACGUUGCCCCGGCGCCCGCCCCGAACCCUACCGUUCCCGAGGGAGCGAAACCAGGCGCUCCAGAGGGAUCGAAAUCGACGGUGUCCCAAGGAACGACGACCACGACGACUCGCCGGCCUCGGCCCCCGCCGGGACACGUGAAAUGCGAGGACAACACGUUCGACUUCUACCCGCACGAGACCGACUGCACCAAGUUUUACCAGUGCGUUCACGGCAAGCCAAUAGAGCUUAGGUGCAACAACGGAGCUGUGUGGGACUUGGACCAGAGCAUCUGUAACUGGCCAGCGAAUGUAAAAAGACCAGAGUGCUCGACGGAGAAGACGAAAGACGCUAAGGUGUAGGACAAUAACUGAGCGAGCAAGAAACGUGCGGUAGCCAUAUCCCAUGAACUUGAUGUCCACAUCAUCUUCAAAACCCGACGUACGAAGCCUAACUUUUAAGAUAAAUAAAAAUAAAAGAUACAAAAGAGCGAUAGAGUUGAAACUAGGCACAUCUUUACGUGGCUUCUUCAUAGAGGUGCCUAUGAGGGCAGGAAAAAAAACACACAAAAACAAAGGACACACAAUGAAAAAUUC
Molecule: messenger RNA, 1806 nt
Organism: Ixodes scapularis (black-legged tick)
Lineage: Eukaryota; Metazoa; Arthropoda; Arachnida; Ixodida; Ixodidae
Product: endochitinase
Exons: 9
Coding region: 1-1572 (523 amino acids)
Biological process (GO): carbohydrate metabolic process; chitin catabolic process
Cellular component (GO): extracellular region
Molecular function (GO): chitinase activity; chitin binding
Source: RefSeq, a predicted model, not a curated record